Paramuricea clavata is the source of this 9237-nucleotide messenger RNA. Lineage: Eukaryota; Metazoa; Cnidaria; Anthozoa; Malacalcyonacea; Plexauridae. The record is from the annotation of a GenBank genome assembly.
AGACUUAAUGGAAGGCGAUAUUGUUCUGGAUAAUGCUAUGCGUGAACUUUUAAAGCCAAAAACACACGAUGAACAUUACCGUGGCAAACGAGACACUGUUGCCAACAUUAUUAAGCUAUGGCCAGAGGGAGUGCUUCCGUACACCAUUGAAGAUAGUAUUGGUAAGACUACCUACUGUAUUAAAGUGCAAUUAAUAUGACAAAGAAUUUAUUUAUUAUUUGACAUGCAAUUGUUGAAUGAGAAUGAACGCCGAAAGUUUGUUCUGUUGAAUCUGCCAAGCUAAAAGCUAAAGGUUGCUACGGACCCAACGUGGAAUGUUUUUAAUUUGAAUUAAUGUCAAACGCCAACAAAUUGCGCUCGGAUUUCAAAAGUAUAAUCCGAAGAUAUAACUCAUAAAUAGUAACCACUAAAUCUAAGAACUGUAGAAACUUUUGCAGAAGAACUCCUGUUUAAUAUCGAAUAUGAAACCUUUGGUUACUGUACUGAAUAUACUAGGCAUUUAUUCGCAAUAUGUAGGCUAUUAGGCCAUUUUAAUUGGAAAAUUUAAUAAAAUUUACUCAUUUUUUAUACAAAUCACGGUAUAACGAUAACGUAUUUCCAUUUGCACGUCAGAAUGAUAAUUAAAUUAUUAGAUACACCAAUUUUGUCGUGCUCGUUACGUACAAAGCUUAAUAAUGUUACCUAGAAUCCUUUUUUAAUUAAUCAGCGUGGUAAUAAUAAUGGUAAAUUUGACUUCAGUUGUUGAAAUAAUUGAAUGUGACUCUGACAGUCAUAUUUUUGCGUUUUAGAUAAUGCGGCGAGAAGGAGAAUUAGACGAGCAUUCCGCCAUAUUUCCAAGAGAUCAUGCAUUAAAUUUAUGCCAAAGAUGAAAAAACACAAAGAUUACGUUAGAUUUAUUAGUGGCACAGGGUAAGAAUUUCGCUAUAAAAUGUCAUUCUAAAGCACGAAAAAGUAGUAUAGUGUUUCAUUUAGACUUUACAUUAAACCACAUUUUAAUUACUAUAAGUGAAAUUUUCAAAGUUGGGGGGUUCAAAGUUGGGGUGUACACUGCAUGACAAAGCGAAGCGGUAAGUCAUUUCGCACAUGAACCCGUAUAAAGAGAACAAAAGGCACGAUAAGCGUAUAUCUUGGUGGGGGGGGGGGGCGACUGUCCCCCAACUUCACGGAAAAUGACGAUUUUCGGAAAUUUUGACCUAAAAGAGGGCUAAAAACAGCCUUUUCGAGUGCAAAUAGGGGGGUUUGUCGGAAAUUUGAAAGUUUUGUCGGAAAUUUAGGAGGCUUUGCCCCCCCCCCGGAAAAAGUAAAUUGCCGCCACUAUCUGCGCAAGGAGACUAACGGGCUUAAAUGGGACAAUUGAAAUCAUUAAUUAUUAUUUAAUACAAUAUUAUAGAUGUUAGAGUCAAAUACGACAAACAUAAUUAGAAAUUAGGCCAAAAUUAAUUAAUAGUAGAAUUAAUGUACCAAUCAAGCUGAUCAAAUUCAUCCAAAAUGUUUGUUUCAUCGUUUCCUUGCUGUGGGAACUGUAGAUUACCAUACUAGGGGGGGGGGGUCAUAUGACACCAAACUGUUUGUUAUCUUAAGACUCUUAAAGUGCCCUAGUUUGAACAUAUAAAUUGCGGUUGCCAUAAAGUAUUUUAAUAAAACACAAAACAGUAGACACUCCGAAAAUUGUAAACAUUUUUAUUCUUCACGUUUCGACUAUAGUUUAAGUCACCUUUAGAAGAACAUCACGUAUUUUGAAAAGCCAACUAUUUACAAGCUAGAUGCUUGCGUGUUCAAAGUUUGAUAACAUCAUAUGUAUAAUUAAACUAAAAAUGACGUCACAACAGGGCCGUAACUACUGGGAAGGGUGGUAUAACACCCCCCUACCCAAAGAAAAGUCAACGAAGGGGCCCCAAUUUCCCCAGAGGGGGCCCUGAAAUGCUGGAAUUGCAGAACGUGCUAAAUAUUAAAGAAUAUUGUGAAAAAUUGAGGUCGAAAAAGCUCUGAAAACGUAUUUUUAACCCAAAGUGUCCCAAAAAUGUCAGACGAGCGUUGCUGGAGCAGUGCAGCAAACUCGACGUUUACAUAUAAUGAGAUAGUAGUGAUUGAACGUUUUGUAUUGUCUGUCAUCAUGAAAUGAAAUAUUAAUCUGAAUUACUGCAAUAAUCAGCAUGAUUAAUAUUGUACAAGAAAUAAACAUACACACGCUACUUGUUUCAUGUGAUUAAUUUGAUGCAUUUAUUCACUGAUCCUUUAUGUAUGACGUCAAACUGGAUGCGUUACUUUAUUAAAAAUGAUCAAAUAUCUCAACAACGAAAAAUAGAAAUAAAAUGUAUGAAAGAAUUUCUCGUUGAAGACAAUAAAUAAUUAUGUACAUGGCAUAUGCACUUUAAUACUAUACUAAUACUUUAAUACUUUAAUACAUGUCUGUCAAUAUGCAUAUAUAUAUAUAUAUAUAUAUAUAUAUAUAUAUAUAUAUAUAUAUAUAUAUAUAUAUAUAUAUAUAUAUAUAUAUAUAUAUAUAUAUAUAUAUAUAUAUAUAUAUAAUAUAUAUGCAUAUUGACAGACAUGCAUGUUUCGGCGUUCAACGCCUCGUCAGUGCAGCUUGGUACACGUCUAGAUACAUGAUACCUUCGUAUUUAUACACAUUUAUACACAUGAGCGUGCUCUCACCAAGCGCAUGUGGUACAACACGAAGGUAUCGACGCAUCCAGACAUGCGCAGAGUGUAAUGGGGCCAGAGUGCUCAAACAACCACAAGGAAAGUGAGCUUUGCAUUAUCGCUAAUAGUUACCCAUUAACAACUCCACAGAGUGCUGUACAACAUCGAAACCGAAGUGAAGGAGCGUAAUAGUACAAUCUGCAGACAUGCAUGUUUCGGCGUUCAACGCCUCGUCAGUGCAGCUUGGUACACGUCUAGAUACAUGAUACCUUCGUAUUUUUAUAUAUAUAUAUAUAUAUAUAUAUAUAUAUAUAUAUAUAUAUAUAUAUAUAUAUAUAUAUAUAUAUAUAUAUAUAUAUAUAUAUAUAUAUAUAUAUAUAUAUAUAUAUAUAUAUAUAUAUAUAUAUAUAUAUAUAUAUAUAUAUAUAUAUAUAUAUAUAUAUAUAUAUAGUAUUAAAGUGCAUAUGCCACGCAAUUGUUUAUUGUCUUCAAUAAACUUAUUCUUUUUGUCUAAAUGUUUAUUCUUACUUAAAAUGUUUUUUUGUUUCUUUAAAUGUUUUGGGUUUUUUUUUUCUUACUUAAAACUUUUUUUGGCGACAAAAAAGACGAAAUUGACAUUUUUGAACAUACGGUAUCAACCUUGAUAAGAGAAAGUGUAUUUGUGCACGCACACAUUGCAGGGUUGCCAUUUUGGAUGACAAUAAUAAAGCUUGUCACAAUCUUUCUCUAAACCAUGAUAUUCUAUUUUAAGGUGUUACUCGUCAAUUGGCAGAAAAGGUGGCGCACAAACAGUGUCUAUAGUGCGUAAUUGUGAAUAUGGAGCAAUACAUGAAGUAAUGCACGCGUUAGGUUUCGUUCAUGAGCAGUCAAGACAUGAUCGGGAUCGUCAUGUUAAAAUAUUAUGGUGGAACAUUCAAAGAGGCAUGUUCAACUUCUGUUUAUCUGCACUAUCGAGAUCAAACAAAUAGUUUUAAUAUAAUAUUUGUCUGUAAGCAGCGAAGUCCGCACUGUUCUAUCGUUUGAAUUUCGCGCAUUUAACACAUGUUAUGACGUCAUCAGGCAACAAUAUGAUAGGAUAGGAUUGCUCCUAUACUUUAUUUUGUGCUUAGGUUUGAAGAUAUUUUGAUGUCGGCAAGCUAUCCUGCCACAGUGCAGCCAGGGCCGGUUGUUCAAAGCUGGAUUAGCGCAAACCCUGGAUUAAAAAUUUAAUCUGCUGUUUCCGUUUGUGUAUUUCUGCACGUCCGUUUGUUUCAAAACGUCAGAAAAGAAAACUCUUAUUGUUCCACACAAGAUUUCUGAAGAAUAGUUUCCAAGUUCAUGAACAAGCUGUUGGAAAGUUUGCUCUGAAUUUUAGAUUGAUCUUAAGCUAAGGGAAAGUACAUUUAUUACGCCGAGGGAGGGGGAUGAAGAUGUCUUGAAAAAAGCUCAUAUUUUUACAGGGCCCCUGUUGAGGCUAUUGGUAAAUUUCGAUGCCCCCCCUUCCAAGUUUUUAAAAUUUUCAAUGCCCCCCCUCUAGAAAUUCGGAAUCGAAGAAGUACAAUCCGAAAUUCUCUCUUAUCAUAGAUACAAUUUGCAGUUCCUCAAGAUGUCUGAUAUAUACUCAAGCAUGUGCUUCACAACAAAACUAUACCGACCUGCUGCUUCUUUCACCUCACUAGCGCCAGAUGAAAUGGCACCGUCUUUAAAAAAAAACCAUUUUAGAUUGGCUCUAGGGGCGAAAUUAUCAACAGGUUGUUGUUGUCUAUCAUUCAGCGUAGUCGGAAUCUUGAACAUGUUCAUGUAGUGGCCAGGAUUUCCUGGAUCAGGGUAAUGUGCUGGAACCUUACAGAAUGUCGCUCCCACCCAACGUAUCUCCCGGCAUCUGUUGCAAAUGUCUUUGCAUGCCUGUCAAAAAUGCAUGCAAAAGUGCCAGUAUGCUUCAAUUUCAUUAAUUUUCAUCCUGUUUGUACUAAAUAUCCGAUAAACAUAGAACAUAUCAUUCUUACAAAUCGUAUGCUUUUUGGAACUGCUACUUUUUGGCGGGUAAAUUACUUCACAAACCUGGUGCCAAAAAAUUUAAAAUAAGCUAUAGGUGAUUUCAUGUAUCCAUUUAGAAGAGUAAACUAAGGAUAUCUUAAAAGUUAAAACUGAAAUCGGUUUCGAAUACAACCAUUAGGGACGUAGCAAAGCAUCUGACGUUGGGGGGGGGGGGGGGGGGGGUAAUAAUUAUAAUAAAGCUUUUGUGAUUGAUUGGCGCUCUCUUUUUGGGAGAAAAAUGUUUACAUUUUGAAGCCCAGGACUGAAUUGCGUUUCUAUGCAGAUUUGCAAACAAAUGUAUGUAAAUUGACUGUAUUUUACAAAAAUGGUUAUCAUUUCACAAAAAUAAUUACUUUAUUACCGUUUUACCUGAAAAUGUCAAAUUUUUAGCUUUAAUUUACUGGGGUCAAACCUUUGAAAAGUUUAGAGCCCCCCCUUCAGUAUAUCAAGAACUUUCAGAGCCCCCCCUUUAAUGCCAAAAAAUAUUUCGGAGCCCCCCUUAACAUCUUUAUCCCCCCCCCUCGGCAUAAUAAAUGUACUUUCCCUAACCGGCUGUAAUUCUAUAACUCCUGUAUAAUUUAUAAUUGCAAAUAUUAUCGCAAGGACAAAGAUCUAAAUUUUCACAGCUGUUAACUUUUUGCCACACACAUGCAUAAAUUUGAUGAUAUAUUUAUGUUAUUCCGUGCAGGUAUGGAAAAGAACUUCAAAUGUUAUAAGAAUGGCGUAACCGACACACUUAACCAACCAUACGACCUGAAGAGUAUAAUGCAUUAUGGAAACAAAGCAUUCAGCAAAAAUGGCGGAAAUACGAUAAUAUCAAGAAACUACGCCAAUCUUCAACUGGGAGCUAAGCAAGAGAAACUAUCCUUCAUUGAUACUAAACAACUUAACCAGCUAUAUAAAUGCCAGGUCAGAUCACGGAGGAGAUUGGGUCGAUAUUAUAGUAAGUUCUAUAUAUAUAUAUAUAUAUAUAUAUAUAUAUAUAUAUAUAUAUAUAUAUAUAUAUAUAUAUAUAUAUAUAUAUAUAUAUAUGAAGAAAAACAGUGUUUUGAUCAGCUUCCCUGAUAUUUCAACACAACUCUAUAUUGACUAUAUCUAUAAUAGGAAAAUAUGAAAUACUAUCUAUGAUAGGAAAAUAGCAGCUAUUGCUAAGAGACCACCUCACUGGAAAAAAAUAGUGAAAUUCAUACCAUGGAAUUUGCAAUUGUAUCACUAAAUCCAUAGACCAUAGCAUAUGUCCAUACUAUUUCCAUACUAUAUCCAUAACAUGGAAAUUGCAAUUCGUAUGAAAAUUGGAUUUUUAUACUAUUUGCAACGGAGAUCCAUUUCCAUGGUAAAGAUCUUGAAAACAAUUUCCAGUCGACCUGCAUGGAAAUUUUUCCUAUGCAUGUGUUGCUUGAAACGAAUAGCUUAUUUGGAAAAAUAAAACAAAACCUCGGUUGAUGGGGAUGCAACCAUAUACCUGAAAAAUACAAGGAGACAUUUCGGGAAGCCGGUUAGUAUAGCGGGGGUCGGGAAAAUUACACGAGUCUUUAUACGAGUGAAUAUAAAACCGAUUAUGCACGUACAAAAUAUCACUUUUAAGUUUGUGUACGAUGUUCCAUGAACUUGUUGAAGAAAGAAACUUAUUUUCUGUACAUUUGGGUCCAUAUCAUACUGUUUUAUAGUAAUGGCAUUUUUUUGUUUUCUUUAUAGUAAUAUUAUUUGACUAUUCUGUCGCUACGUAUUUCAAAAUUAAUAUUUUGAAUUUUUACAGAACCCUGUCGAAAUAUACUUUCUGGUUGCUUUAAUUAUGCAGUAAAUAGUGAUGCUUGUGAAUGUAAUUAUGAAUUCAUGGAGCACUAUUGCAGGAGAUCAUGCGGAUUUUGCUGGUAAGAACUUAUAUAUAGUCGUCAAUAUAUUCUAUUAUGAAGCUCAUGCAGAUCAAACUAUAGGAAACAUCAUGUUCCAAUAGUGGGCAUGCAAUUAAAGAAGGAAACGUUUUUGUAAUUCAAGGCAAUGCAAACAACGUAACGCAACACAGCACAACAUAGCAGAACACAUUAGUUAAAUGAGUUGCUAGAAAAUAUAAAUAUGGGUUACAGUUCAUGUGGUAACUAUAUAUUUAAAAGGUGAACUGCGUGAACAAAGAAAUUUAAAAGUUACAACAAUCAUGCAAUAUAAAUAAGAAUCAUGCACUAUAUAGCCUAAGUUAGAGUUAUAAACUGAGAAGGAGGUUUAUAACUGAUAUAUUGCCCCCGAGGAUCGACGCGCAGCGUCCGAGGGCAAUAUAUCAGUUAUAAACCGACUUUCGAGGUUUAUAACUAACUUAUAUCUCAUUUGUGGAGGUUUUCUAACAUAUUUUGUCAUUUUCAAAAAUUUUUGAUGAAAAAUUCUCGCGUUUUGUCGAAAAGUUUAAUGUAAUUAUUUAUUCAAGGUAUAUUAGCUAGUUAUAAAUCUCGGACGAUCAAAGAAAACCGACACAAAUGAGAUAUAAUCAGCUAUAUAUGUUAGCCAUGAUUGCUGGGCUAUCUGAAAAAAAUAAUUUUAAUCCCCAUCUAGAAAUUGUAGUUGAACUACAAAUCUGAAGAGGUAACGAGUCCCAAACUGCUGCGCCUCAAACAAAAUGCAUUAUUAUAUAUCAAUAGUCAAAGUCGCAUUUUUCUAGUGUUUUAUUGGUUGAGAGCAUAUCACGUGAGAGUGACGAAAUUAUGCUGUCUCCCUCGCAACAGCGCGAGAGGGAGAUAAUACGUUAUCGACCGGCGAAUAACAAAAAAAAUCACGUGCGCCAUCACGUGAAGAUGCGACCUUUGGAAAUGCCCAGUACGUAAUUAAAACUUUCGCUUUAAGUAACUGCAGUGUAGCCAGUGUUUAAUAUAACGUUUUAACAAUAAAAUAUUUCAUGUAUUUACAUUAAUUUGUUCUUUAAUUUGUUGUUUCUUUGACUAUUGAUCUACAAUAAAACACUUAUUUACUGAGACCUCGGGAAAGCGGGUCCACAAAACACACUGUUUCCCUCGGUCUCAGUAAAUAAGUGAUAAUUAUUAUUUAUGCGCCAAUGCGCUGCGGCACUUUGGAAGGUAAAGAUAUAUACUAUAUUGUUCCUUGCAUGUAUUAAAGGAAUGAAUAUCUUUGUGCCGGUGCACUUUAAGAGUGAAUUAAUUUUGUGCAAAUGAAUCAAAAGAAAAAGCCAAAUUGAUGUCGUAUGCGUGUCCGGACUAUAUAAGAGGCUGAAAAUAAGAAAACAAUAUUUUCGAGACAAAACACACAAGCUAGCCGAGAAACAAAACGUUUCCGCAUUUGUCCAGAAAGUUCUGUUAUUUUGAAUAACCCCUGUGUUUUUUUCUCCAGAUGUUUAGCGGGAGUUUUUUCCAGCAACUAUAUAGUCGUUCUACCAUGGACAAUGGACAGUUAAUCUACUGACGCUAACUUGACACACCCGUCACGUCUUGGUGUUCACGCAUGCAAAGGUUGCUUUUUGCUGGAUAAUUUUCUGGAUAAUGACAGAAAGUGUCAUUUAGGAUAUGCAACUGAAAACUUUUCUUUGUACUCCAUUUUUGGCUUUUGAUGUAUUGUAAACAAAACAGAAUGGAUGCUUAAGGUGGAUUUAGGACGUACCAAACUUUUAACUACUCAAAAAGAGCUGGAACGUUACCUUAUUAAAGGCGAAAUUAACACACAAGUCUACUCUAUUGCUGCCAAAUUGAUGUUGAUAGCAUUUUCGUCCAGACUAUUUGUCUAAAUAAAGAACAAAGCUAUAUUUGAGUUAUUUAGUUGAUGUAUUUUGGCUUUAUCUCUGCGCGUUCCAGUUCUUUCUACUGAAACGCAUGGCUGGAAUAAUAGUAACUAACUAACUAACUAACUAAAAGUAACUAACUGCAUGUAUGUAUAAUAGAACAUUGUGUGCAUGAAUUAAAUGUACAAAAUAUUUACAAUAUACCCUUUAACCAUAUAAUAUAUCUUCCAUCAUCCUUUGUAUCAAAGGUUCCUGUAUUCCAAACGAACUUGGUACUAUAGAUAAAAUAAAUAAAUUUCGAUAUAUGCGUAUCUUUUUCAUUAUUAUACAUGUCAUGACGACGGCAUCUUGACUUGUGCACAAUGCAUUGUGGUCGCCAUGCAGGGUAUAAAAAGCCAUAUUAAAAUGGGGGUUGUACCGUACAAAAAUACCAUGCAGCAAGUUUAGGAGCACAAAAACUUUCGUGAUAAAAUGAUGAAUAGCUGGAUAAGAUUUAUGUGCGUGAUUAUACAAUAUUCUAACCCUGGGCAGGCUUAUAAAAGUUUCGCGGUUGUAUAUAUUAUUCCUUUAGUUUUUAGUUUGAAAAUGUGUCUGUUAUUUGUCACUGAAUAUAUAUAACCUUCAUCUUUUGCACACCCUGCAUACACCACAAAGCAUUGAAGUUUCGAGAUGAUGUCGGCAUUGAUCAAAGACGAUUAAUUAUUUAACUAUAUUUAACUGCACAACUAUAUAUGCAAAGAAAUGUAUUAUUUCUAAUGCAGAAAUCAACUUGCUCAGAAAACAACUAUAUUUUCCUAAUAUAACGUAUUUUAAGUGGUUUGUCAUGGUAACACGAUCUUUAUAUUAUUUUUAUAUGUUUGUAC